Messenger RNA from Gopherus evgoodei (Goodes thornscrub tortoise), 6053 nucleotides. RefSeq names its product beta-soluble NSF attachment protein. The coding region runs from base 34 to 924 and encodes 296 amino acids. The record is from RefSeq and is a predicted model, not a curated record. Lineage: Eukaryota; Metazoa; Chordata; Testudines; Testudinidae. Gene Ontology annotation, cellular component: terminal bouton; synaptobrevin 2-SNAP-25-syntaxin-1a complex; vacuolar membrane. Gene Ontology annotation, biological process: SNARE complex disassembly; synaptic transmission, glutamatergic; regulation of synaptic vesicle priming. Gene Ontology annotation, molecular function: syntaxin binding; soluble NSF attachment protein activity. The transcript has 11 exons.
GCCGGGCGCGCGCAUCCCCUCAGAGCCGCCGCCAUGGACAGCAGCGGCAAGGAGCGCGAGGCCGUGCAGCUCAUGGCCGAGGCCGAGAAGCGGGUCAAGUCCUCGCACUCCUUCCUCAGGGGCCUCUUCGGAGGAAAUUCAAAGGUAGAAGAAGCCUGUGAAAUGUACACCAGGGCUGCAAACUUGUUCAAGAUCGCAAAAAACUGGAAUGCUGCAGGAAAUGCAUUUUGUCAGGCAGCCAAGCUCCAUAUGCAACUACAGAGUAAACAUGAUGCAGCCAUCGGUUUUGUGGAUGCUGGGAAUGCUUACAAAAAGGCAGAUCCACAAGAGGCUAUGAACUGCUUAAAUGCAGCCAUCGAUAUUUACACAGACCUGGGCCGAUUUACUAUUGCUGCCAAGCAUCACAUCACCAUUGCAGAGAUUUAUGAGACUGAGCUGGUAGAUAUUGAAAAGGCAAUUGCACAUUAUGAACAAGCUGCAGAUUACUACAAAGGAGAAGAAUCCAACAGUUCAGCUAACAGGUGUCUGCUGAAGGUGGCUGCAUAUGCUGCUCAGUUAGAGCAGUACCAGAAGGCAAUUGAAAUCUACGAGCAGGUUGGAACAAAUACCAUGGAUAAUCCUUUGCUCAAGUACAGUGCAAAAGAGUAUUUCUUUAAAGCUGCUCUCUGCCACUUCAUUGUGGAUGAGUUGAAUGCUAAGCUUGCUCUGGAGAAGUAUGAAGAAAUGUUCCCAGCAUUCACAGAUUCGAGAGAGUGCAAGCUAGUAAAAAAACUGCUGGAAGCCCAUGAGGACCAAAACUGUGAGGCGUACACUGAGGCAGUUAAGGAAUUUGAUUCCAUAUCUCGCUUGGAUCAGUGGCUUACGACUAUGUUGCUUCGCAUCAAAAAAUCACUUCAAGCAGAUGGUGAUGGAGACCUAAAGUGAAUUAUUUGUGGUAUAUGUGGCAUGUUGCCUAACUCCUAAGUAAUCUGUUUUUGUGUAAUGGCCAGGGACCAUUAUGGGAUACUUGACACUACACCUGGCUUAAUUUUGUUGCUUAUGAACCAAAUGACCUGUAUUGUUAGUAUCCUGGUGUUUUUUUGAUGACAUGGAUGGAUAAGAAAUAAUACUCCUAGGUGUUGCUGACAGCUCUUCCGUAUGUGAGAGCAAUAGAGGGAUUCACAAGACUUUUGAGAUCAGUGAAAGAAAUGCUUGGGGCAAAAAUCUUUAUUUUUAGUAGCUGAUGAGCCAAAAGUCUUCCAUUUAAAAUUUUUUUUUGGCUGCCAUUUCUCUACUAGCUCAUCGUCUUCAACAUUUUGGAUCCAUGCUUGUAAAUAUCUGUCCAUAACAUACAGUACACACAAUAUUUUCUGAUCUAAUGCUAAUGUAUUGCUAAAGUUCUGUGUUUUUAACGGACCUUAGUGAGACAUGUAGAUUUUUGUUUUUAAAAUCGACAGAGCUAUUUUAAUGCCAGUGAAAUGCCUGUGAUUUUUAGAUACAGUGUGGAUGUGUAUAUACUAUACACAUACAGAUGUGCAAGAAUAAAUACAUAAUGGCUUGGGUUUAAAAACACUAAUCUUCAUAGGUGAGGGGUCUGUAUAUAAUAUAAUAUCAAUUACCUUCUCCCAAACCAUUCAUUAAAUAGGACCUAGCUUAUCAUGUAUUUUCUAUUUAAGAACUAUAUAUGAAAUGUAAGUUUCUUCUAUUUUUUUCUUGGAUAUAUUUUUCCACUUAUGUUAUUUUUUGGUGCAUACCAUCUCUCCAAGAGGACUUUAACAGGUAAUAAUAUAUUUUUCUAACUUUUCAUUUACUUAAGUUCCUGCUAUUGUCUUUGCUGCCGUUUUUUUGUAUAUUCCAGAACACUACUACUUUCCCUUUGUGCUGUUGGCAAAGCUGUGUCAAUAGUUAUUGAAUUAGGCUUUAUCUUAGCUAAGAUACCCUCCUUCAGCAUUGCUGGACAACAGCUUGCCCAGGCUUGUUUUAAAACUACGUAGAAAUUAAUUAUCUUGAAGAAUGUGUGUGAAUCCCAGUUUGUGUGUGUGUAGAUCCUAGUUUCAAUGGAGAUAAGUAGACAAGCUACCUAUAAUUCAAUAUAUGUAUGACAGUAAGAUAGACUCAUGACCAUAUGCAGUUUCAGUGUUAUGGCUUAAUAUUUCAGUGCAGUUCCAAUAAGCUGUAGAAAUUAUUUCAUUCUUAUGUCACCAGUGCUGCUUACAUAAUGAAAGAGUACUAGUUUUAUUUUGCAUAAAUGCUACUAGUCAUUUGACCUUUUAAAUAUUGGAUACUUUAACGUAGGAAAACUCUAGUAUCCCAUAGUUAGUACCUGUACUGCUACUAUCUAUGGCCUAGGUUGGUCUUUGAUUUCUUUUGGAGGAAAGACCUGCCCCAAAUAUGCAUGGACCUACCCACAUUCCAGACAGGGUACUAGCUGGCUUUCAUUUUUGUUGUUUUUACGAAUAUCUGUUUUUUUGUUUGUGCUGCUGGCUUUGGGAUUGAAUGACUAUUGACCGACAUAGUAACCCUAGCAAGCCAGCACACUGAUAGGAGACCAAAUGAUAUAACACAUUCCAGGAAAGAUGUUUUUUAUCAACUCUCAUCAACAAUCAAUUUAAUCUUUCUUCUACUUGAUUGUUUUCUAGAUGUGUAUUUAUAAACUAAACCAGGAAGGGCUUUGUGCUAUGUAGGGAGUGUGACUUUUCUUGUAGUUGGAAUGAAUAGCACUAGUGAGUUAUCAUUGAAAUUGUACAAAAGCCUUUUCUCCCUCCUUGUCGGAUGGAGAUGUGUGGCCAAAAGGGGACUGGGAGGGGCUGGCUCUGAUGAGCAAGAGACUCAGAUGUGUUAGGAAAUGUUAAAGCUGCAUCUUGUGCAAUUAACACUUGCUUACAGGGGCUGGUCCCAUUAGAAAUGGCUGACUUGGAUCUCCCUCUAGGGAACCAUGCCUGAACAAAUCUGACUCUUCUUUAAACGAAUAUAUGCUAACUUAAUCCUAUCGUGUGGCUACAGCUAUGGAAGGGGUUUUUCUGUCACUGUAAGAAAACCAUGGCCCUGAGCACUAGCACAUAAAAGCAUUCUCCUGUUGAUCUAACUGCAUCUACAAGAGGGUUAGGUCACCAGAGCUGUUGCUCAGGGGUGAAUUUGUCACACCUGAGUGCUAUAUCUGUAUUGACUCAGCUUCAGCUGAUUCUCUACACAGACAACCCAGAGAGGAAAAUAUAUGCAUGCUUAUGUUUAGGCUACAGUAAUCAUACAAGUGCUUUUUCAAAUAUUUAGAAGAAGAAAUGAGGUGUCAAGCUUUGUUUAGUAGAGGAGCAUUACUUUUUUCAAGUUGCAUAACUUUCCUUAUUCAGAAAGGAACAUAGUUCUUGAUUACAUAUAGUCUUGCCAUAGUACAUAUAAUUUGAGAUCAGAUAAAACACAGUUCAGCCAACUUUAGUGAAAAUCCUACACAGGUAUCACCACAUGAUAGGCACAUUUUGUUAAAAAAAUUCCACAAUUUCUGUAUUAAGCAUAACUUGGCACUGGUUACAUUUUACUUUGUGUGGUUAAUUUAUUUUUCCAGAACCCAAAAAAACAGUAUUUUUGCACAAUUAUGAUAGUAUGCAUAAAUUGCUGAUGAUGUACCAGAACUCUAUGUACUAAUCUGUGAUCUGUUAUUAAUGCGCUCUAUAAUGUAGUAGUUUUGUCUAAAUGCAAACCUUGGUGAUUUUGUAUAGCAGCAUGUCAUCUGUAAACUGUGAUAUACCAGUUAAUCAUAAAGCAAAUCUGUCAGGGUGUUCUUUUUCCUUCCCCCGGGUCAAGAAUCUACUAUGAAAACUAAUAAUGAAAUGGCCUUAGCAGGAACAGAUUGUUUUGUGUGAAGCAGUACAGUAAUAAAAUAAAAAUUAAGUAAUUGUGAUGCAUUCUUUUCUGGUGAAUGGCUACUGCUACGCACUUAAACUCCCUGGUUUGAUAGGAGUAGUAUUUUUAACAGUAAAGCCCCUUUCCUUCAAAGAGUGCUCUGCAGCAAGUGGUUCCAGAUUCUGCAUAUUUAAUGUGUAACUCUUCAGAAUGCUGUGCACUGAAUUUCACCUUGCACCUAACACCUGUACAGAUAAGCCUGUACAAUUGAAGUUCUAGUAGGUUUACAGUGUGAUUUUGUUCACUUGUGAAAAGUGAUGAGUCCUGUAGAGUUUUCUGAUGCACGUUUAACAUUGUUGCAGAACUGUUUAUCAGCACUAUGGAAGCAAAACAGAGUAACAGACAAUGGAAUGAUUAGGCCUAAGGCACCAGUUGGUCAGUAGCAACUUCUGUAGAAUUACUGCAAAAGUACCCAGGGGCCUGCUACUGUAAUCACCUAAAAUCAUCAGAUCUCUGCAAUAUACAAUGCAUAGUUCUCAGGGAAGAGGCCCGUCUGGUACUCCAAGCAAGUCACUUACAGAAAGGGCAGUACUAGUUCAAUAUUUUCAUAGGAUUUAAUAGUUCGUACAGGUUACUCACUUCCAUACACUCAUGGAAUACAAAAACUUCCCCUGUCUACAGGUACUAAUACUCAGGAUUUAAAUAUAUCUACAAACACUGUACAUUGGUCAUUAGGAAUCAUUUGAACUUCAACACUCAGAACACAAUUUUUGAAUAAAUAUGUCAAAUAUAACCUCCUGGAAAGCUGUUUUUUUAAACCCUUUUCCUGGAUUAAGCUAGGGGUCAAAGGUAACAUCAGAAGCUCCUUUAAGGUUCAAAAAACCCCCAAAACUCUGGUCCAUCGUUUGGUUGCUUUGCCUACCAGUAAGUCUUUUAGGAGUGGGCGAUAGUGAUGCAUGUGCUUAACUUUCAGCAAGUUUUUCUCAAACUGCUACUUAAACAACACCCACAUUAAGAAACCGUCACCAAAAAAUUUAAUAUCUGCAAAAAUCAGAAGGGCAGAUCCUCAGCUGCUAUAAACUGACACAGCAGAAGAUUUGGCCCGAUAUGGAACAGUUAAUUGCUCUGUUAGUAGCAAACUACUUGACCAAUGCUUUCAAAAGCAGAAAAUUGUAGUGAUCUUUUGAAAAAAGGCAAGUGGGAUUAAGAUGUUUAAUUGUUGAAAGCUUCAUCUUAAAAUACUCUUAACUAUAGGGCUAAUUCUGCUCUACUUAAAAUCAGUAGGAACAGGCUCAGGCCUUCUUCACUGACCCAGUCAGCCUCUGCUCAGUUACACACACCAACACAUGUAAUUUGCUCACAGAACAAAGAAAACACUGUAAAUGAUAGGUUAACUGAACAUUAGUUUAUUCUUAGUGAGGGAAAAUGUAUAUCUUAACUUGGAAAGUGAAACCCCUUGCAAUGGAAAGAAACUGGUUGUACUGAGACAUCCCACUUGUGUUCCCUUUACUGCUUGUAAGAUAGUCUCCUUGUAAAAUAAGCAGUAGGACAAAAACUAACACCCUGAACUUGACCAGAUUUUUGUAGAAGGUAUGGGGAAGGGGGGUUCCACAGAAAUGUUUGAUCCUGCAGUCUCUUACUAGGUUAACACUCAACACCCAUGAGAAGUGCCACUAACCAUCAGAUCAUUCAUGGGAGCAUAGCUUGCAGAAUUCAAUCCAUAAAGGCUGCUCCAAAUGCCUAGUGAAGUCAAUGGGAAGACUCCUAAUGCCUUAAUAGAUUUUGGAGCAAGCACUACCUUCCUUGACAUUUAAAAAAGGCACAUUGUCAAUAUCUUCCUGUUAAAUUUUUCACCUCAGAUACGAAAUACCAUUCUAAUCAGGAAAACAAAAGCUUAAAAAAUAUAAACAACUGCACUGAUGUCAUUUAUUUUUGGCACUAGCCCAAAGCUGCAGUGGUUGCAUUUCCAACACUGACUUAGAAAAGGCUUCUUGAAAUAACCACAAAGAUGUUUUUCUUUACAAGUUCGAUAAAAACUUUUCAACAGUAAAGUUUGGAGUCUGAAACUACUUGAAUGGCCUUAAUGUAUCCCACUUAUCACCUGUACCCCACAGCCCCUAUCCCACAAAUGAAUCUAUCAGGAGAGACCCCUGUGCUUAAAUGGAACCACAUUAGUCAAUACAGAUCUGCACCAGCAGAGCCAGUUGCAAGAUCAGAGCUUGAGUUCAAAUUUAGUG